AUGUUAUUGCUACACUUAAAUCCUUCAACAAAAAUCCUUCCCCCACCGACUCUCGCCACUACGCAUCACAACCAUCGCUUCCAGGAUUUCCGUGCUUUCGCUGGCGAAUUCCUCACUUUCCGGACAGAAAGUAAUAAAUAUUCUCUCUUUUGUUUAAUUCUCUCUAUCUCUGUCUUUCUGACUUUCUGUCUGUCUGUCUCUCUCUCUCUCUCUCUCUCUCUCUCUCUCUCUCCAUCAGUAUCCUUUGAUCUUAUUUCCCCCUUAUUACACCAUUUUCGCCUGGCUUUUAUCUAUGGAACUCAUCCUCCAAUAACAUCUCCUUACACUUAUUUCACCUUCCUCUUCUUUUCAACUCUCCUUCGCCCACGACUCUUCUUUUGGACUCUCCUCCGCCCGCGACUAUUCUGUUCGACUCUCCUCCGCCUACGACUCUUCUUUUCUCACCCACUCACAAUUUGCAUUAAUUCUGUCUGUCUUUGUCUUUCUUACUUUCUGUCUAUCUAUCUAUCUAUCUAUCUAUCUAUCUAUCUAUCUAUCUAUCUUAUGCUGUUCAUAUUUAUCUCCCUCUCUCUCGCUCUUAAGCUGUUCAUAUCUAUCUAUCUAUCUAUCUAUCUAUCUAUCUAUCUCAAUCUGUUCAUAUCUAUCUAUCUAUCUAUCUAUCUAUCUAUCUAUCUAUCAAUAUCCUCUGAUCUUAUUUCCCCUUAUUACACCAAUAACAUCUCCUUAUACUUUUUACACCUUACUCUUCUUUUCAACUCUCCUCCGCCCACGACUCUUCUGUGCGCCUCUCCUCUGCCCACGAGUCUUCUUUUUCGACUCUCCUCCGCCCACGACUCUUCUGUUUCUCCUCUCCCCACGAGUCUUCUUUUCGACUCUCCUCCGCCCACGACUCUUCUGUUCGCCUCUCCUCUGCCCACGAGUCUUCUUUUCGACUCUCCUCCGCCCACGACUCUUCUGUUCGCCUCUCCUCUGCCCGCGAGUCUUCUUUUCGACUCUCCUCCGCCCACGACUCUUCUGUUCGCCCUCCUCUGCCCACGAGUCUUCUUUUCGUCUCUCCUCCGCCCACGACUCUUCUGUUCGCCCUCCUCUGCCCGCGAAUCUUCUUUUUUCAACUCUCCUCCGCCCACGACUCUUCUGUUCGCCUCUCCCUCUGCCCACGAGUCUUCUUUUCGACUCUCCUCCGACCACGACUCUUCUGUUCGCCUCUCCUCUGCCCACGAGUCUUCUUUUCAACUCUCCUCCGCCCACGACUCUUCUGUUCGCCUCUCCUCUGCCCACGAGUCUUCUUUUCGACUCUCCUUUGCUCACGACUUUUCUGUUUGCCUCCUCUGCCCACGAGUCUUCUUUUCAACUCUCCUCCGCCCACGACUCUUCUGUUCCUCCUCCUCUGCCCACGAGUCUUCUUUUCAACUCUCCUCCGCCAACGACUCUUCUGUUCACCUCUCCUCUGCCCACGAGUCUUCUUUCGACUCUCCUCCACCCACGACUCUUCUGUUCGCCUCUCCUCUGCCCACGAGUCUUCUUUUCAACUCUCCUCCGCCCACGACUCUUCUGUUCGCCUCUCCUCUGCCCACGAGUCUUCUUUUCAACUCUCCUCCGCCCACGACUCUUCUGUUCACCUCUCCUCUGCCCACGAGUCUUCUUUUCAACUCUCCUCCGCCCACGACUCUGCUGUUCGACUCUCCUCCACCUACGACAUUUGUAUAG
This is a messenger RNA of Acanthosepion pharaonis, 1707 nucleotides long. The record is from the annotation of a GenBank genome assembly. NCBI's taxonomy places the organism in Eukaryota, Metazoa, Mollusca, Cephalopoda, Sepiida, Sepiidae.